AUGUCGGAGCUCGAUGCGCUGGAGCGCCUUCUUGCCCGGGUCUCGCAGUCCGGCAUGGGCAGCAUGCACGCCUUUGACUCGGGCGACGGCUGCAGCGCCAAGUCUAUAUGGCUCGAUCCACGGUUUAUCCCCGCCUACGCCAGCGCUCUGCUCCUGCUCCUAUUUUCCAAUAGGAGUAGGAAGCCCCAACCCGCGCCCCUCUCCCUAUCCGAACCCGAAUCCAGCCUGCUUAACCGCGCAAACGAGUUCGUGAAGCUCCGCGGCGGCUGGGUCAUCUAUGUCUUCAACGUUGCCCGGGUGUUUGGUGCGAGCGCCCUUGUAGGGCUCACCAUCGCUGCGGUGGUGCUGAGCAGCGGACAACGACCGGAGGUGGUCAGUGGCACGGACGCGCAGUUCCCGUUGGGCGGUGGACAGAGAUGGGACCGGAUGUGGGACUGCACUGGCAGGGCAGAGGUCGCCUUGCUGGUCGCAUACGCCUAUGCUACUCUACUCUCCCUCCUAGCCCUCGUGCUCACCGGCGCCGCUCGAGCCUCAUGCUCAUUCCACGCUUCCUGGAUCCUCUUCAUCCAGUUCCUCGUCUUCUUCUGGCGCAAUUUCCUCCCUCUCACCACUUUCACCGGCAUUCCGGCAGACAACACGCUCCCCUGGCUGCUCUGGACGCGCGGGUCGUUCGUCGCCCUCGUUGGGCUUGCGAUCCCCGCACUCGUACCGCGCAUGUACGUGCCUUUCGACCCCUCCAACCCCGCCCCCAAGCCUGCACCCGAACAAACAGCCUCCAUCUUCAGCUUCAUGUUCUUCCUCUUCCUCGAACCGAUCGUGUUUACCGCCUGGCGUGUCCCGCAACUCCCGUACGACCGCCUGCCACCCCUGCCGGAUACGGACUGGAGCGAUAACUUGCGUGCGCGCGCGAUGGACAAGCUCGACCCUGUGCGACGCAGGGAUAUGGGAAAGCGCGAAAGGCACAUCUUCUUCGGACUGAUGGACGUCUUCCGCUGGGAAUAUACGCGCAUGUCUUUCUUCCUCGUCCUCGAGGUGAUGUGCCGUUUCCUCGGGCCCAUCGGUAUCAACCGCCUGCUUACGUAUAUGGAACAUGACGGAGAAGGCGCGACAAUGCGCCCAUGGGUGUGGAUCCUGUUCAUGUUCCUCGCACCGACGCUCAACACGCUCGCAUUCAACCUGUACAUCUUUACCAGCACGCGUAUGACCGUGCAGGCUGAGAACGUCCUCACCCAGAUCAUCUUUGAACAUGCGCUCAGAGUGAGGCUCACAGACGAAUCGAUCAUCUCUGCUUCGCCUGCCCCCACUCCGGGAACUAGCACGCCCGGGGCACCCGAAGAUGGUGCGGAGACUCCUGCUGCUCAUGCACCCAGCGCCUCAGGUACCGAGACGGCUACGUUAGUGGACACAGAGCGGGAUGCGGAGGAGGGUAGCAGCACUCCACCUUCGGCUCCUCCUGCUGCACCGGCGAGCACGAACGGCACAGACAAGGGGAAGGACAAAGAUCCUGGCAAGGACAAACCUGACGCUGCCGCGCCCUCUGCACCGCCGAACACAGCGACGCACCUGUCUGCCAAGAUUAAUAACAUCUUCGGUACCGAUAUUGGGAACUUGAUCGAUGGUCGCGACUUCCUCUUCAUGAUUCUCGACUGUCCGUUCGAGGUGAUCCUCUGCAUUUGGUUCCUUUGGGUGAUUCUCUCCUGGGCGGCGGUCGUUGGCAUGUUGUUUAUCAUCAUCACCCUGCCAAUCCCCGGCAUGAUCGCGAGUCGCAUCCAGGACGCGCAGAGGAAGAUGAUGCAGAAGACAGAUCUGCGUGUACAAGCAAUCACGGAAUCCCUUGGCAUCAUCCGCAUGAUCAAGAUGUUCGGGUGGGAGUCGCUCGUUAGGGGUCAGGUUGGUACUGUUCGUGACGAAGAACUGUACUAUGUCCGGCUCCGCAAGAUCCUUGGCAUGCUGAACAACAUCAUCAGUGGAAUGUUGCCAAUGAUUACCAUGAUCAUUACUUAUGCUUUCUAUACGUUGGUAUUGGGCAAGGAGCUCGAUGCUGCGCGAGUGUUCUCCAGUGUGCCGGUGUUCGACACGCUUCGCCAUGACAUGGCUGGCGCUAUCAUGAUGCUGACGAACAUUAUCAAAGCUAAGGUAUCUCUGGACCGGGUUAGCGAUUUCUUGCGUUCGAGUCGCCUGUUGGAUAGAUACCGCCCCAAGACCGCCGAAACUGCGCUCGUCGUCGCGCCAGCAGCAGAGACUGACGUCGUCGGCUUCCACAAUGCCACUUUCACCUGGACAGACCCCGCCGAUGGCUCGCUCAAACCUGGCCAGCGUAAUUUCCGUCUGCAUAUUCAGGAUCUCGUCUUUAAGAGCGGGGAGAUCAACGUUAUUGUCGGUCCAACUGGUUGCGGAAAGACAUCUAUCCUGAUGGCACUCCUUGGAGAGAUGCACUUUGAGCCGCAGGGGGUUGACUCUUGGUUCAGUUUACCGCGUGGGCGCGGACUCGCGUACGCUGCGCAGGAGUCUUGGGUACAGAACGAUACCAUCAGGGCAAACAUUCUUUUCGGGAAUCCUUAUGACGAGGUUCGGUAUAAGAAAGUGUUAUAUCAAUGUGGGCUGGAACCUGACCUGACGAUGUUCAAUGCCGGCGAUGCGGCAGAGGUCGGAGAGCGUGGUCUUACCCUUUCUGGCGGUCAAAAGGCACGAAUCACCCUCGCCCGUGCGGUCUACUCUCCAGCCCAGACCCUCCUUCUCGAUGAUGUGGUCUCUGCAUUGGACGUUCACACUGCUCGCUGGGUUGUUGACAAAUGUCUGCAAGGGGAUCUCAUCAAGAAUCGCACGGUCAUUCUCGUUACCCAUGCUGUGGCUCUUAUUGCACCGAUCGCAACAAAUGUCAUCUCUCUCAGCACACACGGACGCAUUCUCAGUCAAGGACCUUUAGCUGCGACCCUCACCUCGGACGCUGCUCUGAGGGAGGAACUCAAGGAAAGCAAGGACGCGAUGAACGUUAUCGAAGCUCUUCCUGGGGAUGAACAGAAGCCGGCAGACAAGAGCUCAGAUGGAAAGCUCAUCAUCAAGGAGGAGAUGGCUGAGGGGAGGAUCAAGUGGGCAUCAGUCAAACUUUUCACGGAUGCCUUCGGGGGUCCCGUAUAUUGGAUUCUGCUUACCUUGGGUUACGUCAUCAUCCUCAGCUUGGAUAUCGGGGGGACCUGGUGGCUUGGUCGCUGGUCGGCUGCGUACGAAUCCCCCUCCAGCGGGGUCAAUGUUAUAUACUACUUGACUGUCUUUAUUCUCGUGAUCAUCUUUCAGGAAUGCACCUGGCUCAUCAUGCAACUGGUCCACGCACUCGUCAGCAUUAAAGCUUGUCGUCGCAUUCACAACGCCCUCAUGGACAGUGUCCUUGCAUCGACGCUCCGUUGGAUUGACAGCACGCCUGUUGGCAGGAUUGUAUCCAGGUUCACCCAGGAUGUUCGGGAAAUUGACGGGUCACUUACUGGACUUGCACAAGUCAUCUUACAGCAAUCAGUCUCCCUGAUCAUGAAAUUCAUCGUCAUCAUGGUGAUCUCCCCAAUCUUCAGCAUCCCCGGCGCCCUCAUCAUUGUAGCUGGUCUGACUCUGGGUCAAAUUUAUAUCGCGGCUCAGAUGUGCGUCAAGCGACUGCGGUCGAACUGGCGUUCGCCGUUGUACAAUCAUUUCAACGCGGCUGUGUCCGGACUCAUCUCCGUGCGUGCCUAUGGAGCAGAGGAAUCGUUCAAGGCCGAGCUUCGGCAGCGUGCUGAUGCUUACUCCCGUCCCUCCCGAACGUUUUAUAACCUCAAUCGGUGGAUCAAUACGCGAGCUGAUUUACUCGGUGCCGCGUUCUCAUCUGGGCUUGCGACAUACCUCUUGUAUGUAAGGGCACGAAUUGGGGCGAGCACAACAGGGUUCAGCCUGACUAUGGCCAUCGAAUUUUCGUCUAUGAUUCUCUGGUGGGUCCGUGUGGUCAAUAUGGUGGAAAUCUCGGCGAACAGUCUCGAGCGCAUCCGAGAUUAUCUUGUUAUCGAUCACGAGCCGGAGAUCACGGAGAAAGGAAAGCCACCCGCCUACUGGCCUUCCUCUGGCUCUUUACAGGUGGAAGAUCUGUCUGCCAGGUACUCCAAGGACGGGCCUCUUGUCUUGCAAAAUAUCACCUUCGAAAUCAAGUCUGGCGAGCGUGUCGGCAUAGUUGGGCGAACCGGCAGCGGGAAGAGCUCCUUGGCUCUCUCUCUACUACGUCUCAUUCCUACUGAGGGGAAAGUCUACUAUGACGGUCAACUGACAGAAGGUCUCAAUCUUGACGCUCUUCGCAACAAUCUUGCUAUCAUCCCGCAAGAGCCAACCUUGAUCUCCGGAACAUUACGAUUCAACCUGGACCCCUUCUCGCAGCACGACGAUGCGGUCUUGAAUUAUGCCCUCCGGGCAAUUGGUCUACUGACUGAAAACGGCGCCGCGGAUGGCACAAACUUGACACUAGAUAGCACGGUCGCAAAUGCUGGCAGCAACUUCUCCGUUGGCCAGCGUCAGUUGAUUGCCCUUGCAAGGGCGAGUCUGCGUGGGACAAAAGUGCUCAUCUUAGACGAAGCCACGGCAUCUGUGGAUGCUGAAAGCGAUUCGGUAAUUCAGACUUCAAUCCGUACCGAGCUUCAUCAUGCGACGCUGAUCACCAUCGCUCAUCGCUUGCUUACUAUCAUGGACUAUGACAAGAUCAUGGUGUUGGAUGCUGGAAAGCUGGUCGAAUUCGAUUCGCCCAUGGCAUUACUGCAAAACGAAAAGAGCUACUUCCGUUCCUUAGUAGAGGAAAGCGGCGACAAGGAGAAGCUGAUCUCGGUCGCGGAAAGGGGCCGUUCGAGUCUAUCAGCAUGA
This is a messenger RNA of Dacryopinax primogenitus, 4866 nucleotides long. RefSeq lists its product as uncharacterized. Gene Ontology annotation, biological process: transmembrane transport. Gene Ontology annotation, cellular component: membrane; fungal-type vacuole. Lineage: Eukaryota; Fungi; Basidiomycota; Dacrymycetes; Dacrymycetales; Dacrymycetaceae. Gene Ontology annotation, molecular function: ABC-type peptide transporter activity; ATP binding; ATP hydrolysis activity. The record is from RefSeq and is a predicted model, not a curated record. The coding region runs from base 1 to 4866 and encodes 1621 amino acids. The transcript has 28 exons.